This is a messenger RNA of Hermetia illucens (black soldier fly), 1895 nucleotides long. RefSeq lists its product as uncharacterized. The coding region runs from base 417 to 1493 and encodes 358 amino acids. NCBI's taxonomy places the organism in Eukaryota, Metazoa, Arthropoda, Insecta, Diptera, Stratiomyidae. Gene Ontology annotation, molecular function: protein binding. The transcript has 8 exons. The record is from RefSeq and is a predicted model, not a curated record.
CCAGGUUUUAGAUUAGUGUCCGUAAUAGUGUUAAUGUGCGUUAUUUGACGGCUAUCACCCAUUCCGGGGGUAAUCGAAGUGAUCUGUCGCGGAAGCAUGGGUUGGGAAUUCGCGCGGGAAAAGUAGUAACGGUCCAAUUAAUUUCAAAUUGAGAAUUCUUACUGUGCGCGUUAUCCAAGGAUAUAAUUUAUCAUUGUUGUAUUCGUGAGAUGUGCAGUGUGUGAAGUGAAAGUGAUUAUACUUUCUAAACCGGAAAUAAUUUUUGGGGUGUUUUGCGGAUGUGCUGAGGUUCCCUAGAGUUGCUUCCCUGGAUUGAUGGUGGAUAUUAAUAUGUAUUCACCAGCAAUUCCUGACUGGUUGCGGUUUUUAACUUCUCCAGUGAUUCUCGCAAGCAACAAGACUACGUUCGUUUAUGCAUGGUGAUCGCGGUGAUAGGUGGUUUUCGUGCAAAAAAGCUGGCAGUGAUGGCAUCGAGAAAUAUUGUUUGCGAAUGGCUGCGAGCCAUUGGCAUGUCUCAGUAUGCCGAUAGCUUUAUGGAAAAUGGAUACGAUGAAUUGGAAAUUUGUAAACAAAUCGGUGAAAUUGACUUGGACGCGAUUGGUGUUGAGAAUGCUCAGCAUCGUCAUAAAUUGUUGAAAAGUGUUCGUCAAUUGCGUGAAAAAGGUGCUGCUUCCGUGUAUGUUAUGAUAAAUGAUCCAAAGGCGAUGAGCAGCAGUAAUGAAAUUUUGACUGGAUGUGAUAGUUCACCUGAGAAACUUGAGACUGUGAUGAAAAAGCAUUUGGAAGCGGAUGGAAUACGUUUGACAGCUCAUCCAUAUUCAACACCGGAAGGUAAACGAGGUUAUCUGGAAGGUUUAGCUGCGCACUAUGCAAAGACUACUUCAACACCAUACGAAGAUGUAUUGAAUGCGAUAGAGAAAGUUCGACUUUCUAAGUGGACGGAAAGACAUGUUAGAAUAGCUGCUGGUCUGACUACGGGAAGACCUCAUCAUCGUGGAUCGGCCAAUCAGUCGGGGCUUCCAAAUAGCCAAAGUCAACCAAUCUAUGUACCAGGAAAAUAUUUGCCAUCGAGCUGCUUAUCUAAUCGUGAAGAAAACGAGAUCUACAGUUUUACACAAAAUGACUUGGCAGCUAGGAUGGCUCGCAGUGCUAUAGAUACGAAAUCGGCUGUGAAUUUGAGUGGGAUGCAAAACAGUUACCCAACGACAAGAUCAAAUUUUUUUUACGACUUUGCAACGACAGAAGGACGUAAAUCAAAAAGACGGACAAUGUUUACACGUUUUCUGAAUGGCUUACGGCAUAGUGGCGAUGACCUUAAUCAGACAGAAGGAAUGCAAUUAAAAACUAACGACCGAUUAACGAAAUGUGCCACUACCAAAAAAGAGCCACAUCAGAACUUCGAAGAAACAAUACACCGUUUGAAAACCCAGAAAGCAGCACGUAAAAAGGAUAAAGGCGCCCAUGAUCGUAAAGAGGUACUGUACACCGUAUGACAGUGUGAUUAAAAAGAUAAUAGCAAACUUAAGCGAAGAGUCCUGUUUUGCCCUAGUUAAUACACAUUAGCAUGGAUCCUAGAUACUCAUAUUCGCCGACAUAAAUACACUACACGAUUUCAUAUUGUUAAAUACGAGUCACUACAGCAAAGUUAACUUUACAGUAUCCUCGUAGUGGAGGAAGAAAGGAAUAAUUUCUUAUUUGCUUGGGUUUACCGAAUACAGUGAUGGCGGUAGAGCUUUUUACAGUGAUUAUAUAUUUGGGUACUUUUUUGCAUUAAAUUAUGUCACCAAGGAAGCAUAAGAUAUCACGAGAGGAAAGUGUUACGAAAUUUGAUUUGAAGGUUCAUCUUGGAUGGUUAUACGUCUGGAGACAAGUUAAAUUAUUAGUUCGUUUUGGAG